AUGCCAGCCUCCAAGACCCCAACAAACCGAACCGCCAUAAAGGCACCGCCGAUGUAUGGCGAGCAUCAUCUUCGCUCCGAGAAUCUAGCGUUUGACAUCGACGUGUGGUACCCUCCACUGGCAGAGCACACGUUUUCCACUGUAUUUUUGCCACUGAAGCGACGCGAGGCAGAGGCAAUUGUGGCCUACUACAAUGCCACUUGGCGGAGUCUGCCUCAUGAGUUGACAAGCCAAGCGGUAGAGACUCUUUUGGCUCUAGAAGCUCGCAUUGACAAGGCUCUUAUAGAGCACUUUGCUAGUCGCGGCGCAUUCCUACGGUUGUGUGGUCGUUCUCCCAAAGAUGGAGAACCUACGGACCCAGUUCUCAGGUCAAAGAUAUGGGCCAGCUAUCAAUCGACUCUCCAGACAAUGUCCCAGGCAGAGCAGAUUCCCGUCACUGACGACAAUUUGAGGGUCGCAGCGAUUGCUAAAACUGAGUCUUGGAUGAAGGUUCAUAGUGGAGCCCAUGCCAUGUCCCUUCUCCUCACGUCUGAGCGUGUCUUUUCUGAUAUGAUCGACUGGCUGCACUAUGGUGAACCAGAGCAACUUGUCCUGAGAGAAUUCAGUGAUGCCUUUGAUUUGUCCACCGAGUUUCGAUGCUACAUCCAAAGUGGAAUUCUUCAAGGCAUUAGCCAAUAUGACACCUAUGCCAUGCACUCGUAUCUCCAGGAUCCUUCCAACCGAGCCAUUGUAAUCCGAGCAGUGGUUUCAGAAUGGAGAAAAGUCAAGGAUUGCAUUGAAACAAUCGAUGGGAGUUACUGUGCUGACUUUGGUGUGGACAUGGUUCAAAGAACAGCCCAGUUCAUUGAACUCUCUCCAUAUCGAAAGUGCACGGGUCCAGCCCUCUUUGCCUGGAAGGGACCAGCAGAGUUGGUUGUUCCAGAACGUCCCGAUAUUCAGGACGAUACCGUGAGGGAUCUUGUUCAAAUGGGUGGCGCAAUCGCGGAACAUGCAGUCUUUCGUGUUCGAUCCAAGCCAAUUCCUGGGAUUGGUGGUUUGGUUGAGAUGAAUUGGGACUUUCGGUGGUCACAACGAAGAAUGGAUACACCCAAGCCUUAUCGAAACGUGUGUUCACACGUUAUGGCAAACACAACCAUUGCAGAAAAGACAAUCAACAUUUUAAAGCAUAUACAGGAGAGGUUGUCCGAAAAGCAACACGUUCUGUUUGUCUAUGGAACUUUGAAGCGAAAGUGUCAUUGGCAUUCCAAAUACAUGACUGGUGCUCAUUUCCUUGGAGAAGCCUCCACCGUCCGCCCUCAAACACUUGUCAUUGGCCAGUGCGGAGUUCCUUAUUUGCUCGACCUUAGGCAAGAUGAUGACGCCAAGCCCGUUAGAGGAGAACUAUGGAGACUCUCCGAGGAAAUGCUCCAGGGUAUUGAUGAGUACGAAGGCAUUGAAAAAGGUCACUAUGUGAGGAAGGAAAUUGAAGUAGAGUGUACAAGGCGACGAGGAACAACAGCUAUCUGCAAGGCAUUCUGCUACUUUUAUGCGAUAAAAUCGGGUGCAUCGGAUGUAGAGGCUUCGUUGUUGCAAGCAACUAGACUCGCAGAGUAUCCAGCUGGCGAGCAAAAGUCAAACUACAAGCCUAUUCAUCACAUCCAAGUAAAGCAACUCCAGUACCUGGGCGAGCAUGCAACCACCUAA
This is a messenger RNA of Seminavis robusta, 1683 nucleotides long. NCBI's taxonomy places the organism in Eukaryota, Bacillariophyta, Bacillariophyceae, Naviculales, Naviculaceae. The record is from the annotation of a GenBank genome assembly.